AUGGGCUCGACCCCGACGCCUCCGAGACGCCAGUCAGACAGGCGAAGCACGCCUGGGCAUCACAACCCAGGUAAGGGGUACGGCAGCAACCCAGAUGGGUCUAGGUUGGCAGGAGAAUUCGCACUCGCACGUCGAGGUGGGACCGCCACCACCCCCUUCUCCGUAGCACAACCCAGCCCGUCUCCUCUCGACGCAGCUGGAGGGUGGAUCAGCAGCCAACAGAGUGGGCAGCGUGCCGGGGGCAAGGCGAAGCAAAAGCCUAACGGCGAAGAGAGUGGGCAGAAGCUGGCGAGAGAACAUUGGCGUAGGGUAGCCCCUUCCAUGACCGAGGACCAGGACGUGGAGGUGUGCACGAAUGAAGGAGGCAGGAAGACCGUUCAUGUGGCCAUGCAGGAAAAGACCAAGGCGUGGGAGGAUCGCGUGCGCAUUGUAUGCAUAUGCUUCAGAACUUCGAUCACGAAANGAGUGCAGGCACCGACAGCAGUUCUGUACAGAUGUAUCAGCGCACACAAUCCUUUCGCAGAGAGUGGGCAGAAGCUGGCGAGAGAACAUUGGCGUAGGGUAGCCCCUUCCAUGACCGAGGACCAGGACGUGGAGGUGUGCACGAAUGAAGGAGGCAGGAAGACCGUUCAUGUGGCCAUGCAGGAAAAGACCAAGGCGUGGGAGGAUCGCGUGCGCAUUGGAAACGAAGUGAUCACGGACGGGAGGAGCAAAGAAAUGGCGGAGAAGGACUCCGAGGGCAAGACCGGGGAAGGCAAGAAGGACGCCGGAGUAUUCGACGAGGAGAACGAGGAGGGGUCCGAGGCAAGUCGAUCUUGUUCUGUGUUUUAG
Molecule: messenger RNA, 831 nt
Organism: Ectocarpus sp. CCAP 1310/34
Lineage: Eukaryota; Phaeophyceae; Ectocarpales; Ectocarpaceae
Source: the annotation of a GenBank genome assembly